UACAUAUUUAGAUAUGGUUUGCGUGUAAUGUGUGUGCAUGGCUGUGUUAGCCUAUUAGUUGACAGAUUAGUUAGACUUUGAUUCACCUUACUUAACGGCACCAUCGAAGUCAUUGCUUCCCCUCUCUGCACAAUGUAUGUCUUUGUAUACGGGACGUUGAAAAAGAAUUGUCCGAAUAGUUAUGUGCUGGAAAAGAGCGAAAAUGGUAAGGCUGAAUUUGUGUGUGAGGCCAGAACAGAAGAGCUGUUUCCAUUGAUUGUGGCGUCCAAAUACGAAGUACCAUUCCUGCUGGACCAAACAGGAAUCGGAAAUCAUGUACUCGGCGAAGUGUAUGAUGUUGACGAAAAAAUGCUCGAUACAUUGGAUAAAUUCGAGGGAGCUCCCUUGCUGUAUAAGAGACGUUUGGAAGUGGUAAAGCCGGUGAAUGGUCAAAGAGAUGCUUCGUUAUCGGCGUGGAUAUUCACGUUUCAUAGUUUCCACGAAAAGCUACUGAAAGAGACGUUCUAUGACACCUAUGUAUGUAAGAAUUACGAUUUGCUGCGCUCACUAUCUGGGAAAAUGUCACCCGAAGACAGAGCACAAUUUUUUAAGGAUUUGCGAAGCGAAAUGUGAAGACUGGAUCGUGGAUUGUGUGCAUGAUGUAGCUGAAUAAAUCAAUCAAUCGGUCUACAAUUCUUC
Molecule: messenger RNA, 678 nt
Organism: Bradysia coprophila
Lineage: Eukaryota; Metazoa; Arthropoda; Insecta; Diptera; Sciaridae
Product: putative gamma-glutamylcyclotransferase CG2811
Cellular component (GO): cytosol
Molecular function (GO): gamma-glutamylaminecyclotransferase activity
Source: RefSeq, a predicted model, not a curated record